AUGCCACCAUCUACAGCAAGACAACGCAACAAGCGCGCGCUCGAAACCACAGGAGGUGUCUCACGGCCACCCGCAGCUCGAGGCAAAAAGCGAGGAGCUCCCGAAUCAUCCAAGCUCCAAUCACUGCUCUACGUCUUCCUUGCAACGACAGUCCUCCUAGUCGGAUACCAAGUCGCACGGUUCUACUACCGCAAUCAUGCGGCUCUCUCACCGCUCUCGGCUUGGACUAAAGCCAAGUAUGGCGCACAGGAUCGUGCCAAUGUGGUUGGCGCACCUAUUCAAACCGAUGGAAGAACAAAGUUCAACAAGCUUUCUCCUGAGGGAGCUGUUCCUGGAGCACCUGCUCUGGUUCCUGGACAGGAAGCCACCGACUCUUUGGACGAGCUCAGAAAGAGGCUCGGGACCGAGGGUGAACUCGAUGCCCAGUUUGACGAGGAUGGAAACCUGGACCUAGCGACGAUUCAGCGUAUGUUGGAUAUUCUGUACAAGCCAGCGAAGGAUGGAGCGAAAGGAGCGGCAAAGGCUGCGGGUCGGGUGUUGGAAGCUGUCACGGAGGAUGAGGUGGAUGCGGAUGCAGCUGAUGCGGCUGAAGUUGCGGAUGAGUCUGGGCCUUGA
Ustilago hordei is the source of this 615-nucleotide messenger RNA. RefSeq lists its product as uncharacterized. Lineage: Eukaryota; Fungi; Basidiomycota; Ustilaginomycetes; Ustilaginales; Ustilaginaceae. The record is from RefSeq and is a predicted model, not a curated record. The transcript has a single exon. The coding region runs from base 1 to 615 and encodes 204 amino acids.